AUGGAUCCCAAAGAGGUCCCGGGGCUGGAGGGGGACUCUGCUGGCAGCCUCAGUCCAGACCAGUCUCAGGACCAGCUCACGCAGCAGCUCCAGGACUGUGAGGCCAGACUGCAGGCGGCUAAUGAGGAGCUGCAGAGCCUCCGGAGGCAGCAGGCCAGCGAGAUGGAAGAGGUUGAAAGCUACGUGGCCCAUAUUCGAGGAUUGCUGGAAGAGCGGGAGAGCCUCACUGCAGACUACGAGCGGGACAAUGAGCAGUUACGUCUGGAGCUGCACCACAUUCAGCAGCAGCAGGAGGUGGAGAGUAAGGAGCUGGCGGAGAUGUUGGCCCAGAAGGACCUGGGGGAAAUUGGCCUGACGUCCCCCAGUGAGCUGGUGGCAUAUCUGCUGGUGGAGAGGGCCACGCUGCUGGAGCGACUGGAGGACACAGAGAGGAGGCUGGAGGGGCAGAGUCUGAGCGAGGACUACAGGGAAAAACGCUUACAGGAGAUGGAGCACUUGAGGCAGUCUGUGGGUGAAGGGCUGUGGACGCAGAAGGAAGAAAUGCAGACAACGAUGGAAAACAUGGCAAAGGGCCCAACCCAGAGUCCGUGGAAGAAGCUGUUUGGUCUGCGCAGAUCUGGUCAGAGCAAAUACAAUCUCACUCCUGCUCGUAUCGAGGAGAUCACCCAGGAGCGAUUGGAGCGAGAGAGGCUGGAGCGGGACUUGGAGGAGGCGUCUCGAAGGCUGGCUAUGGCUCACCAAGACAUCAGGAGACUUACCAACGAACUGGACAUGGCCAAAAACAACAACACAGACUUAAGUGUGUGUGAGGGGGCUGUCCAAGAAGUAGAAAUCCUGAAGAAGGAAGUGGACAAACUCAAAAGCAACGAUAUGGUGAAGCUGCAGAAAGCCAAAGAUCAAAAUGACAACCUGGACUCCGAAAACCGAGCGCUCAGAGACAGAAUGCACACUUUAGAGGCUGACAACAGAAACCUGGUUGAAAAGAUUUCAAGAAUCAACCAAUCAGAUGUUUCUCUCCGACAAGAACAGCGAGACUUUGAGGAGAUCGCAACUAAAUCAGCCUUAAUCUCAAGUGAAACAGAUCCCAUUCACAAACGGUGUCACGCAGCCUUAGAGGACGGACUGGUGCAGCUGAAGGACCUCCAACGACAGCUGCAGCGACAGAGGAAGGAGAAGGAGGAGGUGGAGGAGAGGAACGAGGAGCUGGAGGCCUUACUGGGAGAAACUCAGAACAGCAGCCGAGAGGAGAGGAACCGGCACGAGGGGGAGGUGGAGGGACUGCAUAGGAGGAUCAAAAGUCUUGAAGUGGAACUGAGGAAACACCAAUUCCAAGAGCGACCUCUGAAGAACGGAGAAGACGUCAAGAAUGAGUCCUACUUGCAGCUGCAUCUACGAGACGGGAGUCAGGAGAGGCUGGCGCUGCUGGAGGCUCGUCUGACUGAAGAGAAGGACUGGAGGAAACAGCUGGAGGUGGAUCUCAGUGCGGCUCAGACUGCUCUUAAGAAGGACAAAGAGGCUUUACAGGCGGCGGAACGUGAACUGAAGAAGCUGAAGUUGGACGUGAACAGUCUGCAGACCGAGUGCCAACAGGGGAAGACUCUGAUCAAGAGCCUCACCCAGGUCAAGGGCGAGAAGGCUAUCCUGGAGGAAAAGAUGGCCCAGCUGGAGCGCGCCCACAGCAGGCUGCAGACUGAACUGGUGCAGGUGAAAGACGUCCACAGAAACAGAGAGGCUCAGAGAGGAAGCGACGUCCAAAUGGAACAUCUACAGCAACAAGCCGAUCGCCUGCGAGGGGAAGUGGAAAGUCAGAAGUCUGCAUACAACAAACUCAGAGAGGAGAUGGCCUCAGAGCGACAGCAGACAUCCAAGCUCCAGACCAAACUGAGCGCCAGUGUCCAGGAGAAGAUCAGUGCAGAGGGGGAGAGAGAGAGGCUUCGGCUGGAGGUGCAGCGGCUGAAUGACGAGCUCCACUUACAGAAGGAGCAGCUACAGUCCAGGAGGGAAGCAGUGACCGCCCAGAGACUCAGCCCCGUGAGGACCAGCAGAGAGGAAGGCUCCAACCAGGAGUUGACCCAAGUCCAGGCCAAACUGGAGCGAGAGCGAGACCUGAGCUCUCAGCAGCUGCUGGCUCUGCAGGCUCAGCUCGCAGAGGCACAGGCUCAUGUGAAGUCCCAGGACUCUGUGUUAAACCAGAGAGCAGAAGAGGCUCGGCAGAUGAAGCAGGAUUUGCAAAGAGCCCAGAGUCUGUUCACUUCAGCAGAACGAGAGCUGAGAUACGAGAAGGAGAAGAACAUGGACAUCAAGAAACACAAUAUGCUGUUGGAGCAGGAGAAACUAAAGCUGUGCGCAGAGUUGAAGCAGCUCCAGACCAAGUUGAUCCUCACUGAGCAGAGCGUUCAGUCCCAAGUGUCUGAGUGCAGCCGACAGCAGAACAAGAUCAGAGAGUUGGAGCUGGAGUUGGCUCGGUCCACCUCCACCCGCAAUGCCACCUCCGGCCUGCAAGAGGAGCUGCAGGCAGAGAGAGUGCGCCUCGUUGCUGCUGAUAAGAAGAUUGUAGAGUUGCAGCAGCAGCUGAAGGCGGCUCAGCACAUGUUGCGUCUGGAAGAGGCUCGAGCCGGAGAGAGCAGCCGCCUGGAGCGAGACAGCAGAGACCUGAGUGACGCUCUGUCUGCUCUGAGGACGCAGCAGCACGAGGAGCACAUCACCAGGAAGUUGCUGGAGCAGAGGGAGGAGGAGCUUCAGCAGCAGGUGAAGGCCUUCAGGCUCAAAGAGGCGUCUUUAAACAGAAGCAACUCGGAGCUGAGCCUCAGGAGUCAACAGCUCGACACACGGCUGGUUCUGCUAGAGAGCGAGCUGAGCAAAGCCCGCGAGGAGGAGAAAAACAGCCAAAAGUCGUCGUUCAAACUGCAGGAGGAGCUGGCGUUGUGUCACUCUGAGUGCGAGCGGCUCCAGUCCGAGCUCCAGCAGCUGCUUCUACAGCUCGACUCACACGUCAGGAAGUACAAUGAAAAGCAGAGCCAGCACAGGACCAAGCUACGCCAGGCCAAACAGGUGUAUCUGAAAGCCACAGCCCAAAGAGACCGAAUCAUUCAGAAGCUGGAGAAUGAUCUUCUGCUCGCCUCCAGCCUCUGCCAUAAGGAGAAGGAGCGCACAGACACAGUGAUGGUGGAGAACGAGAAGCUGCUGGAGGAGAGACGGGAGCUGCUGCAGAGGAUCAGCGAGGCCGAGGAGAUGGGCAGCAGAGGCAUGAGGACUGCCUCCACCAUCGAGCACAAAGUAAGCGUGUUGGAAGCGGAGAACCGGCAGCUGCAGGAGCGCACUCUCAAACUGUCCAAUCAGGUGUGCUCUCUGGAGCGCGCCCUGAGGAAUGUCCACGCGCUGCACAGUCUGGAGUUACAGAAGAAGCAGCACCAGGAGGGUCUCAGUGACCUGCACACGUCUACUAUCAGUUUUUCUUCAGCGCCGCGUGAGAAGCUGGACAUCCUGGACGCGCUUUGCCGCGUGAAGGUGGACAGGAGCAGACUGUCCUCCAGCUUCACGGAGCAGAGUUACCUGAACCUCACCUCCCCCUCUGCCCCUGCAGACGCCAAAGACACAGAGGACGGACCCCCACAACAGGACGCCACCUGA
This is a messenger RNA of Knipowitschia caucasica, 3630 nucleotides long. Lineage: Eukaryota; Metazoa; Chordata; Actinopteri; Gobiiformes; Gobiidae. The record is from the annotation of a GenBank genome assembly.